AUGGUCGGGCCUGGCCUCCCCAUUUCGACUCUCCUGUCGCUCUUUGAUGCGGACCACCCAGCUCUCCCGGAGUUGCCACCCAACCGCUACUUUGACGAUCUUGCAACGGUCGAUGAGUUACUUGAGCACAGUUCUCCUGUUCGUGACCGCCGGUCAGACGUGAGUGCAUCGCUAUACGUGUCGACAUUGGAUGCGAGCAACCUCAGAGACCCAUCUAGAGCUCCAAGUCAGAAUCAUGCACCAACAACAGACGAAAUUGUACAGCUUAUUCUGAUCAACGAGGUGCAAGCCGCUGAAGAUAGAUUGGAUGCCGACCGGAGGGCCCUCGAAAGAAAAGCGGAGGUUCUCGAAGAAGCCUGGAGAGCAGAAAAAUUGACUCUGGAUCAAGAAAGGUGGAUCUUUGCGGGAGAGAAGCAGAACCUGGCGCAAAGAGAACUGGACCUGUGCUGGAGGGAGAAAUCUCUCCAGGAGAACAUGGACAAGCUGCAAAAGGAGGAGGCCAUCUUCAGGCAGCAAAGAGAUGAAUAUGAGCAGGAGCAGCAGGGUGCAAAGACGCAAAAACUGCGAGAGCUCAUAUGGGCGGCAAGCGAGGAGGAACUCGCCCCGAUUCUCAACAUACUACUCCUUCGCCUGGGGACACGAGGUUCCUCCGCCGAUAUCCUGGAGCAGACGACGCGACGUAUCAUUCUUCCUCGAUUACUGCGACAACCGACACCUCUGGCAGCCACUGAUAUGCUGCACAAUCAUGUCUUAUGUCCAGCGUUUGCUGCGAUCCUCGAGCGUCACCUUUUUCCUCGUCCUGCGACUGACCAAGCAGAGAUGGGUACUCAAUCAUUGGAAGAACACGUCAAUGCAGCGACACCAGCCUUCACGUUCCGUGCUGGUCCGAGUCCUUGUACGACACCACUGAAGCUGCACGCUGCGAGCACCCUGAACGACGCCUCCCACAGCCCUAUCCUACCUCCGAAGCCAGUCACUCACUUUUCCACAGAGGAUAUCAAGAACGCAAUUCCCCCCAGAAGCGAUCUCGAAGAAGGACCUGGUGUUUGCCGUUCCGCAUCCGUCAGCAAGGAAGCAGGAGCUUACACAGUCGCUGACCUGUUUGGCUAG
Molecule: messenger RNA, 1110 nt
Organism: Cladophialophora carrionii CBS 160.54
Lineage: Eukaryota; Fungi; Ascomycota; Eurotiomycetes; Chaetothyriales; Herpotrichiellaceae
Exons: 1
Coding region: 1-1110 (369 amino acids)
Source: RefSeq, a predicted model, not a curated record